AUGAGCGGCCCUCCCCGAAAGCGGCAAGACCACAGUGGAGACAAUGACAAUAACUACUUCGAAGUGAAGCGUGUGAGACUGACCGAUGGAACCGCCAUUCUUCCAAAGAGUGAGACAGUGACUAUCAGAGAGGAGCAUUAUUUAAGAAUGAACGAGCACAUAAGCCACCUCCGGUCUGCCUGCUCUAAAAAGCACAGACAAGUCGGGGAGAUGGACAAGCGGAUAGCAAGCAUGGGCCGAGUCAUCAGAAAAAGAGACACUGACAUCGCAGAGAAGAAUAGGAUUAUUGCGGAUAAAAGCAAGUUCAACAAUGCUUUGCAACUGGUGAACGAAGAGAGCCAGGUGAAGAUUCAUAUCUUGAAAGAUGAUAACGCAAAACUUCAGAAAGAGUUGAAUUCAGUACGCGCAGGAAAUGGCUGGACGGGUUGGUUAGUCAACCAUGGACGUUGCUCGACGACACAGGCGGCAUACGAGUCGUGGAUCCAGGAGCUGGAGCAGCGUGACAAGGCGCAAAAGGCCGAGUUGGUACGCAAGGACCAAGAGUUUGCCGCCGCUCGGGUUGAGUUCACUCGAGAGAUGCGAGAGGCCCGAGACCUAUCGUCGCACAAUACAUUCAAGGUCCCAGACAAUGUGAUUCUAGAUGGAUGGAAGGAGCUGACUUUCAAGAUCCACCAAUUCGUGGACUAUCAUCUCUUCGCAUACCCCAUUAGCGAUCUGUCCGACGAUGCUAUACAAUCUUAUAGACCUCUGUGCCCGGAGCCAGCCAUGUUUCUGACCAACGUCCUUCUGGCCCCAUUACUUUUUGAAGCGGGCAUUUGGUCGUGUCUUGACAAACUCGUUUUCGGUGUUACGGCUGAGGGCUGGGCUGGCAAGUUGGGCAGAGACUACUCGCAGAGUUGCCGGAAUAUCCGGGAGGUCAUAGAUGCUGAUUCAUCAGCAUUGAACGACUACCAUGAUUGGAGAUCCCGUUACGCUCAACUUCUUGAGAAAUUAAGCCCUGUCAGCAAGAAAGAUUUGAAGAUGGGGGCAAAGAAGAUGGCAGAUAGUAUCUUGCGUUUCCAGCCUGAUGCAGACCGUCUUGCAGCUGAACACGAUCUUCGAGAGAUUCUCGCAGAUGCAACUGAUCUCAACAUGAUGCUCCGCAAAUCCAAGGCUGAAUUCAUUUUCACAUUCGACAACAUUGACCGCAAAGACUCGAUCAAUUUCAACCCAAGCCGCAUGCAGCUCCGAAAUCUGUUUGGCCUCACUACAAGGACUAGCUCCUCGAUCCCGCGAGGCAUCGAUCUGGUCAUCUCUCCGGCUUUAGAGAAACGAGGGACAUCAGAUGGAGACAAGUACGACCUCCAAACAAUGUUGAUCAAGCCAGAAGUUGUCUGCAAUGUCAGCGUAGAGCUUGCGAAGCAGGAGGAUGACAAUGUCGCCUUCAACGGCCAGGCUGGCGUCUGCCCGAAGCAAGAGCAGGACAAUGAUGAGGUGAUCCUUGUGAAGGACACGUCGGGACAAGUGAGCUCCGGUGUCAUGUCCCACUCAACUUCAGCUUCUCGUGUGAAAUCGGAGUAG
Molecule: messenger RNA, 1560 nt
Organism: Phaeoacremonium minimum UCRPA7
Lineage: Eukaryota; Fungi; Ascomycota; Sordariomycetes; Togniniales; Togniniaceae
Exons: 2
Coding region: 1-1560 (519 amino acids)
Source: RefSeq, a predicted model, not a curated record